Sphaeramia orbicularis (orbiculate cardinalfish) is the source of this 2784-nucleotide messenger RNA. RefSeq lists its product as uncharacterized. Lineage: Eukaryota; Metazoa; Chordata; Actinopteri; Kurtiformes; Apogonidae. The record is from RefSeq and is a predicted model, not a curated record. Gene Ontology annotation, molecular function: hormone activity. Gene Ontology annotation, cellular component: extracellular region. The coding region runs from base 170 to 1552 and encodes 460 amino acids. The transcript has 7 exons.
UCUACCGUGUCAACUGAGACUAACAAUAAUGCUUAUGACGAGCUCGUUUGCAGUUUGGCCGAGAUACACAUAUUAAUCGCACGCAUUACAGGUAAACAAGCGCCCAUAGCUUAAUAUCGAUCCUUCAAUGUAGCUAACAGGGAGAAGACUUUCUUUAUUUUGGGGCGGUAUGGCGGAGGGUAACGGCACAGUCAACCCUGCCAACCUUCCUCCGGGAGACCCGCAACUGAUCGCUAUGAUCGUGGAGCAUUUGAAAAACCGAGGGCUAUUUGACGAGUUUCGUCGUGACUGUUUGGCAGAUGUUGAUACUAAGCCCGCCUACCAGAACCUGCGACAGAAAGUGGACAACUUUGUCUCGUCCCACCUGAGCACACAGGAGUGGACCCCGACCAUCAACAAGAACCAGAUGAGGAACGGACUGAGGCAGAGUGUGGUCCAGUCUGGCAUGCUGGAGUCUGGCGUGGACAGGAUUAUCACUCAGGUCGUGGAUCCUAAAAUGAACCACACAUUCAGGCCACAUAUAGAAACAGCCAUCCAUGAUUUUCUGUCUGGAGAAAGGAAAGAAGAGAAUGCAUCCAUUUCCAAUACUGCACCUUCUGAACAGACAGAACCAACAGAAACCCCUGCUGUUGCUGCUGCUGCUGCUACUGCUGCUGGACCUAAAACCCCCAUCCGGCGCAUAAUUAAACAAACAAAUCAGGAAAGCGCAACAAACAGGCAAACAGGUCUGAGUCCUGCAGGCAUGAGGGGGACCGGGUCCGCUGUGGUGUUUGGCUUUUCUCUGCUGCUGGCCUGUCAACAGGUGCUGACCAUGGACCCGCAGGACUUCCACGAGAAACAAGUGAACCUGGCCAAGAGGAGACUGACUCUGCAGAGCACAGCAGAGAUUCAGUCUUGCUUGGUGAGUUCAGGGGAUGUUGGCUGUGGGAUGUUUCAGUGUUUCAAUAACAACUCUUGUGAAAUCCAGGGUUUGCACCACAUCUGUCUGACUCUGCUGCACAACGCCGGACGCUUCGACUCACAGGGGAAGUCGUUUGUGAAGGACGCUUUGCGGUGCAUGGCGCUGGGACUGCGGCAGCGCUUCAGCUGUGUGAGCCGUCGCUGCUCUGCGGUCAAAGAGAUGGUGUUCUCACUUCAGAGGGAGUGUUACUCCAAACACCAGCUCUGCCUCGCACUAAGAGAUCACAUGGACACCAUGGGAAACCUGGUCCAGUUCCACCUGCUAUUCCCACCAGGACCGUAUGUGGAGCUGAUAAACUUCCUGUUGACCUGUGGAGACGAGGCCCGCUCAUGGGUCGGCCGGCGGCUGCAGGGGCAGUGCACUCAGCACUGGGGGGCGCUGUGCGAGAGCUUCGGCAGCUCCUGCUCCCUCAGCCAAUCAGAUGCUGUGCAGCCCACCACUGUCCCACCUCUUACCGCUCAGGGAGCCCUUCUGCAGCAGCAGCCAACCAGAGCGGCUGAAGCAGAUGACAGGAGCGGGCCGGAUCAGAUCGAUAAUGCAACUGAAUCUGGUUUCCCCUUGUCUGAGAAAACCAAAGUUACCUCUGCGUAAACAGAACAGAGGAGGCGCAGACAGGGUACACAAAGAUCAUGCACUUAUUACUACAGUAGCAUAGUACAGUAAAAUGAGUAGAAGUAGUAAACAAGUAGUGACAGCUCAAUGUUUUUAGGGUAGUAUUUCUGGUAAAUAUAAUGCAACGUAACUUAUUUAAUCGAAAAUGUAUUUGCUAUAUGAACGUUUUCUUUUCAUUUGUACAAGGAUAAAAACCAUUUAUCUACCUCACUUCAUCAUUACAGUAAGGCCACAAAGGCUGUCUCCUCCAGUAAAGGGCAUAGACACACAUGAGGAAAGACUACAGGGAAUAUGUCUCAAUGUCACUAUUCUACCUAUUUAAGUCUCUUUGUAUUUAUUAGAAAUGUUUUUGCAUUGUUAUAUUAUGCACAAUUCAGUCUUAGUCUUUAGUUGAACAAUCUCAGAUAUUAUCUUGUAGACCUUUAGGGUGCAGUCUGCAGGAAGGGAAGCACUCUACGGCUGUGACGUGUUAGAAAUAUGUGUUUUUGAUGUUCUACUUGAACGAUCACAUUUCAUACAGACCCCAGGUUUCAAGCUACUUUUUGUAAGUGUUUAUUUAAAUGAAUGUAAAAAUAGUUUUGAUUGAAAUUUAAUAAACUAUAAUAAUGCCACUGGGCUGGAAGCAGUGGGUUCUUUUACUCUACCAAUGCACAGGAGAUCAUAAAGUUGUAUAUCCUGCCAUCUACUGGUACAUCUGUAGUAAUGCUGCACAACACUUCAACUCUCAUGUUGGAAAAAAUAGACGAUAACAUUCUCACCGUGUGGCAGUUAUUAAACACAGGCUCAGAAAGUAAUCACAAACGUUUCAGUAAUCUGGAGGGAAAAAGGCACCAAGUAGACAUGUCAACGAGUGUAAGAAAAAAUAUCUACACAAACACAUAUAAAGUACAACAUGAACAUAACGUGGCUGCACUUGAAAACCCUUGGCCUUUAGCCCAUGCCAAAGUUUUUGCACAUACGGACAGACGGACGGACGACAAACUGAUGACAACACCCUACAGCGACGGCCAAGGGUAAUAAACUGUAAACACACUAAAAUGAAGACGGAGAACAGGACUGUCAUGUGUGGUGCCCCCUCAGUGUGAUCUUUCACUGAAUUUGACACUUGGAUAGUUUUAUCACAUUCAUCUGCUGAAGGGAGAUUAAAGUUUGUCUGUCUGCUCCAAAAAUCUUCAUAAUGAGGUGGACUUUACUGGAGGAUCUUGCAACCA